Molecule: messenger RNA, 1164 nt
Organism: Hipposideros armiger (great roundleaf bat)
Lineage: Eukaryota; Metazoa; Chordata; Mammalia; Chiroptera; Hipposideridae
Gene: RLIG1
Product: RNA 5'-phosphate and 3'-OH ligase 1
Exons: 7
Coding region: 150-1127 (325 amino acids)
Biological process (GO): response to reactive oxygen species
Molecular function (GO): RNA ligase (ATP) activity
Source: RefSeq, a predicted model, not a curated record
CGCCCCACGCUCGGUAUGUGGAACGUGGGCGCUGCCGCUGUGCCUGGGUGUGAGGUGUGUGUGGCUUGAGCGCGGCGGCCAAUCGCUUUGUCCACCGGGAUCGGGCACUGCUCUGAGGUGCGCUUCCUAAUCGCACCAUCGGGCCCACCAUGAGGCGCCUGGGCUCGGUGCAGCGGAAAAUGCCGUGUGUGUUUGUGACGGAGGUGAAAGAGGAGCCUUCCACCAAAAGGGAGCAUCAGCCAUUUAAAGUUUUGGCAACUGAAACUGUAAGUCACAAGGCAUUAGAUGCAGAUAUACACAGUGCAAUUCCAACAGAAAAAGUGGAUGGAACAUGUUGUUAUGUUACUACCUACAAAGGUAGGCCAUAUCUUUGGGCUCGGCUAGAUAGAAAACCUAACAAACUAGCUGAGAAAAGAUUUAAAAAUUUUCUACAUUCAAAACAAAACUCCAAAGAAUUUUUUUGGAAUGUUGAGGAGGAUUUCAAACCUGUUCCAGAGUGCUGGAUACCAGCGAAGGAAAUAGAACAAUUAAAUGGAAAUCCGAUGCCUGAUGAAAAUGGACACAUUCCUGGUUGGGUACCAGUGGAGAAAAACAACAAACAGUAUUGCUGGCAUUCCUCUGUAGUUAAUUAUGAAUUUGAACUUGCCCUGGUGCUGAAGCAUCAUUCUGAUGAUCCUGGUCUUUUGGAAAUUAGUGCAGUGCCACUAUCGGAUCUCUUAGAACAGACACUGGAGCUUAUAGGAACAAAUAUUAAUGGAAACCCAUAUGGGUUAGGAAGCAAGAAGCAUCCAUUACAUCUUCUUAUACCACAUGGAGCAUUUCAAAUAAGAAAUCUACCUACCUUGAAGCACAGUGAUCUGUUGUCCUGGUUUGAAGGCUGCAGAGAGGGUAAAAUCGAAGGAAUAGUAUGGCACUGCAAUGAUGGCUGUUUAGUCAAGGUCCAUCGCCAUCAUCUUGGUUUAUGCUGGCCAAUUCCAGAUACUUACAUGAAUUCAAAACCAGUGAUUAUCAACAUGAACCUGUACAAAUAUGACUAUGCUUUUGAUACUAAGUGUCUGUUUAAUCAUUUUUCAAAAAUAGAUAAUCAGAAAUUUGGUAGGCUCAAAGAUAUAAUACUUGAUGUAUAAACUGGAAAUGCAAUUAAAAACCAGCUUUAUUAUUAUA